AUGCUCAGAUCAUACCAAUCUACUACAGAAAACUACGACGACUGCAAAAGGGAUGCCUCAUGUAGUAUUACUGUAUCAGUAUCGCACCCUCUUUCUCGAUCCAGACACCAAAUUGACUUGAGUAUCAAAAAGCUGCCUUCUAAGUACCCCAUGUAG
Dovyalis caffra is the source of this 156-nucleotide messenger RNA. NCBI's taxonomy places the organism in Eukaryota, Viridiplantae, Streptophyta, Magnoliopsida, Malpighiales, Salicaceae. The record is from the annotation of a GenBank genome assembly.